Molecule: messenger RNA, 978 nt
Organism: Cladophialophora yegresii CBS 114405
Lineage: Eukaryota; Fungi; Ascomycota; Eurotiomycetes; Chaetothyriales; Herpotrichiellaceae
Product: 2,4-dienoyl-CoA reductase (NADPH2)
Exons: 2
Coding region: 1-978 (325 amino acids)
Biological process (GO): fatty acid catabolic process
Molecular function (GO): 2,4-dienoyl-CoA reductase (NADPH) activity
Source: RefSeq, a predicted model, not a curated record
AUGCCACUCCAGCCCUCCCAAUACCUCUCCUCCGUCUGGAAACCCGACCUGUUCCGGGACAAGGUCGUCUUCUGCACCGGCGGGAACGGCUCGAUAUGCAGUGCCCAGGUCCGCGCACUCGUGCACCUGGGCGCGAACGCGUGCAUUGUCGGACGGAACAAAGAAAAGACCGAAACGGUUGCUAGGGAUAUAGAGACGGCACGACGUGGCAGUAAAGUGCUAGGCAUUGGGAACGUUGACGUGCGGAGCGUGGAGAGCCUGCAAAAGUCGGUGGACGAGUGCGUGAGGGUGCUCGGUGGGAUUGAUUUCUUGAUCGCAGGUGCCGCCGGCAAUUUCCUGGCUCCUCUCGCCCAACUGUCCCCCAACGCCUUCAAGUCCGUCAUGGACAUCGACAUCCUGGGCUCCUACAACAUCACGAAACUCUGCCUCCCGCAUCUCGUGGCCGCGGCGAAGAAACACAACGCCACGUCUACGCUUCCCAAAUCAGACGCCGAAACGUCCGGCCCAGGAGGCCGCAUCAUCUACGUCAGCGCGACGAUUCACUAUACAGGCCUGCCCCUACAGACGCACGUCGCGGUCGCCAAAGCCGGCGUCGAUGCCCUCAGCGCGAACGUGGCGAUCGAGUACGGGCCCUUGGGGCUGACUUCGAAUAUCAUCGCGCCCGGACCCAUCGCAGGCACAGAAGGAAUGGAUCGCUUGUCUAAGAAGCACAAGGCGGGUGGUUCGGCGCAGCCUGGGAAACGCAUCCCCGUGGGACGGUGGGGUUCGAUCAAAGAAAUCGCGGAUGCGACGGUGUUUUUGUUCAGUGAUGCUGCCAAUUACGUCAAUGGCGAUAGGCUUGUCGUCGAUGGUGGCGCGUGGCAUGUUAGUGCUGGGUCGCCUGGUGGGGACUUUGAGUAUCCCGACUUCAUUCUUAGUGGGGCCGAGGUCGACGGUGUUGCGGGCAUGAGGAAAAAGAAGGAGGGUGCGAAGCUGUGA